AUGGUAGCAGUAGCAGAGGUCUUUCUUGGGGCACUCCUUCGGUUUCUGCUGGACAGGUUAUUGACUCCACUCAACUUCCUCGCGGACGGUGUUGGCAAAAAACUGAAGAAAUGGAGUGAAAUGUUGUCUUCAAUUGAACUAGUGCUUCGUGAUGCAGAGAAGAAGCAACUAACGAGCAGUGCAGUAGAGCUGUGGCUGGAUGAUCUCAAAGACUUGGCCUAUGAUAUCGAAGACAUCCUCGACAAGUUUUAUACUGAGAUGUUACGGCGCAAGUUGGAUGAACAACGUGGGGCUACAACAAGUAAGGUACGAAGCCUAAUUCCUAGAUUUGAAGUCCACUUUAAUAUGAACUUCGAAAUAAAGGAGAUUACCAAUCGGCUACAAGCCAUAUCUGAACGAAAAGAUAAACUUGGGUUAAGUUUAGAUGGUAUUGGAUCUUCCUCCACUAAGCCUUGGCCAAGGCCACCAAGUUCAUGUGUUCUGAAUGGAAUGCCUGUUGUUGGAAGAGAUAGUGACAAAGCAAAGAUUGUUGAAUUGUUGUCAAGAAACUAUGAGCCUAAUGCUAUCAAUUUUCAAGUAGUUGCGAUUGUUGGCAUGCCUGGAGUUGGAAAAACAACACUGGCUCAAUAUGUAUUCAAUGAGGAUGAUGUCCUGAAACAGUUUGAUCUUAAGGCAUGGGUAUCCGUGUCUGAUGAAUUCGACGUUGUAAGAGUAACAAAGGCAAUUCUUGAAUCAGUCACGUCCGGACGCUGUGAUUUGGAGGAAUUCAGUAACAUUCAGAACAAUUUGAGCAAAGCAUUGGCAGGAAAAAAGUUUCUGAUUGUUUUAGAUGAUGUCUGGAAUACAUGUGACUAUAAUCUAUGGACAACGCUGCAAUCCCCCUUUUGUGUUGGAGCAUUGGGAAGUAAGAUAAUCGUGACAACACGUGAUGCAGAAGUUCCAAGAAUGAUGAGAUCCACUGAAGUUCACAAUUUGAGCGCAAGGACUCUUGGUGGUCUUUUAGGUUGUAAAGAAAUAAAUGAAUGGGAGGGAAUAUUGAACAACAAAUUGUGGUUUCUAUCUGAUAAGAGUGGAAUUCUCCCAGUAUUGAAAAUUAGCUACCAUUAUCUCCCUUCAACUUUGAAAAGGUGUUUUGCCUAUUGCUCAAUACUUCCAAAUGACUAUGAAUUUGAAGAGACACAGUUGAUCCUUCUAUGGAUGGCAGAAGAUUUGAUUCAGAAAACAGAAGAAAAUGAACAAUUGGAAGACGUAGGCCGUGAGUAUUUUCAAGAGCUUGUGUCUAGGUCAUUAUUUCAAAAAUCAAGCAAACAAGAUUCAAGAUAUGUGAUGCACCACCUCAUUAGUGAUUUGGCACAAAGGGUUUCCGGAGAAACCUGUUUAAGAUUGGAGGAUAUCUUGGACGGUAGAUGGUCUCCGAAGACUCGUCAUUUGUCUUACACUGCUGGUAAAUAUGAUGGAGUCAAAAGAUUUGAGGCGUUUGCUAAAGCAAAAGUUUUGCGGACUUUUCUACCACUUUCAAUUUCACAGGAUCCAUGUAAUUAUUUGACUUGUAGGGUUACUUUUGAGUUAUUGCCAAAGUUGCAGUACUUACGAGUGCUCUCUUUGAAUGGUUAUCGACUAAUCAAGCUGCCGAAUUCAAUUGGUGAGUUGAAGUUUCUCCGAUACCUAGAUCUUUCUCACACGGAAAUAACGAGUUUGCCUCUUUCAAUAAGCACACUUUGCAACUUACAAACGUUGAUAUUAGAGAAUUGUUAUAGUUUGAAGGCACUACCUGCAAACAUGAAGAACCUAAUUAAUCUGCGUCAUCUCAACAAUGCAAACACACCUUCAUUGCAAGGAAUGCCUGCACAACUAGGUCAAUUGACGAAUUUGAAAACAUUGCAUAAUUUUGUGGUGAGCAAAGGUAGCAAGUCGAGUAUAAGAGAGGUAGAGCCCCUAUUGCAUCUCCAGGGGACAUUGCGCCUCUCAAGAUUGCAGAAUGUGAAUGACAUUGAGGAUGUAAAGAGGGGGGACUUAAUUAGCAAGGCCAGGCUUGAUGUAUUGCUACUAGAAUGGAAUGGCUUAGGAGAAAAAGAAUCCGACGUGCUCGACAUGUUACAACCUCAUAGGAAGCUCAAAGUGCUCAGCAUCAAGGGAUACGGUGGUUUGGAAUUUUCAAAAUGGAUUGGACAUCCUUUACUCUCUAGCUUGACAACGGUGUGCUUAGAGGGUUGCAACCAUUGCUGUCUCUUGCCAUCACUUGGACAAUUGCCAUCUCUCAAAAAGCUCUCUAUAAAAGGAUUGUAUGCAGUGGGUCUUGAGUUCUAUGGAAUGGCUAGAUUGCCUUUUCCACUGUUAGAGAUCCUUGAAUUUGAGGAUAUGAAACAUUGGAGGGAGUGGUUUCCAUACGAACAAGAUCAAGAUCAAGGAAUUAGAGUUUUCCUUUGCCUGAAAAUGCUUUCCAUAUCCAAAUGCCCCAAAUUGGAGGGCAGGUUACCCGAGAACCUUGAUUCACUGUCAAAGCUUGUGAUUCGUGGAUGUGAGCAGUUGGUGAUUUCAAUUUCUGACUAUAAACAACUUCAGAAAUUAGAUAUUGAUGAUUGCAAAAGGGUGGUCCAUAUAAAAGUUCAGCUUGAGUUAUUGGAGGCCUUGCAGCUUUCAAGUAUUGCACAGUUCAAACUCCAAAUAAAGGAUUUCAUGGGAGGAUUACCAAAGCUUAAUGAUCUGGUUAUUAGCGGUUGUGAUGAGCUCACAUCUUUAUGGCAGAAUGAAGAUAAAUUGCUCCAUGACCUGAUUUCUCUUCAUUGUUUGGUUAUUGGAGACAACCCUCACCUCCAUCUUGUUCAAAAUCUUGUAUCACUCCAAGAGCUUCACAUAUAUGACUGCCCAAGUCUGAUUUCUUUUCAAGAGUUUCUUUUGCCACCUUUUGUCAAGGAAAUAAAAAUUGAGCGGUGCAGUUCUCUUGUGUAUUUUGCAAGAUACCGAAUACCUCCAAAUCUAAGAAGAAUGGAUAUUAUGUUAUGCGAAAAUUUGAAAUCACUGCUGGAGGAAGAGGAGGUAAAGGGUUCUUCGUCAUCCUCUUCUCCUUACCUGGUGAAAGAAGAGGAAUCUUGUCUUGAGUACUUGAGUAUAGAGGAUUGUCCAUUGCUGACGUCCUUAUCAUUCGAAGACCAUCUUCCCAGGAUGCUUAAACACCUUCGCAUAAGCGAUUGUGAACAGCUAGAGACAAUAACCAAUAGGUUCAAGCAUAACAUUUGCCUUGAAGAAAUUAAGAUCUCGCGUUGUACAAAUCUCAAGUGUUUACCGGAAGGCCUAUGCUACCUCACCAAUCUUCAAGAGUUAGGUAUUUAUGACUGUGCAAGUCUUGUUUUCUUCCCCGAAGGAGGGUUGCCACAAAGCGCUGCCUACCUAAGAGAGAUCGACAUCAGCUACUGCAACAAAUUGAAGGCACUACCCAAAGGCAUACAUGACCUCAACUCUCUUCAGAUAUUGAGCAUUUCUUGUUGCGAAGGUUUCACGCCGUUUCUAGAAGAUGGUUUUCCCCCUAACUUAAUACAGCUUACAAUUUAUAAUCUCAAGAGCUGUAAGGCACUCUUGGACUUGGGGUUGCACAGGCUUACCUCUCUUAGAGAACUGGAAAUUCGCGGCAAAGACCCAGACGUGUUGUUCUUCCCUCCUGAGAAAGAGAUGGUGCUUCCUAAAUCUCUCAUUCGACUUACAAUUCAGGACUUCCCGAAUCUCGUUAAACUCAGCAACGGCUUUCAACUCCUCAACUGUCUUCAAUCUUUUCACAUCGAGGGGUGCCCUAAGCUAGCAUCAAUGGCAGAGGAGAGUCUUCCUCUAUCACUUACACAACUUACUAUCUAUCACUGUCCGCUGCUAGAAGAGAGAUGCAAACCAAGUAAAGGAAGAUAUUGGCCCUCCAUAGCGCACAUCCCUUACAUUCGGAUUCAAGACCACGUGCAUAGAGCAAAUCCAGAUCAUAGCCCACGCCUCCCGUUCUCGUGCUCUCCUUCCAGAUCAGAGGACCAAGCUAGCUAUCAGGAACACAUAACCCUAUUGUUAGAAUUCUUAGUUUCAGCAUUUCAUGUUUUGGAUAUUUUGGGAGCAAAGAAGGAAAAAGCACAAAAGGAUUGA
Messenger RNA from Prunus armeniaca (apricot), 4116 nucleotides. The record is from the annotation of a GenBank genome assembly. Lineage: Eukaryota; Viridiplantae; Streptophyta; Magnoliopsida; Rosales; Rosaceae.